Propithecus coquereli (Coquerel's sifaka) is the source of this 1748-nucleotide messenger RNA. RefSeq names its product coiled-coil domain containing 85A (gene CCDC85A). Lineage: Eukaryota; Metazoa; Chordata; Mammalia; Primates; Indriidae. The transcript has 7 exons. The record is from RefSeq and is a predicted model, not a curated record. The coding region runs from base 99 to 1748 and encodes 549 amino acids.
CCAGCGCACAGGGGUGUGGGCGGAGGCAGCCCCGCGCCCGCGCUUCGGGAGUCGCUUUGCCUCUUCCACCCACUCACACCUGCUACCGCGCGGAUACCAUGUCGAAGGCGGCCGGAGGCGCGGCGGCGGCGGCGGCGGAAAGUUGUCCCCCAGCCCCGGCUGGGUCGUCCGCAGCCGCCGCCGUGGAGGACCUGUCCAAAGUGUCUGACGAGGAGCUGCUGCAGUGGAGCAAGGAGGAGCUGAUCCGCUGCCUGCGGCGCGCCGAGGCCGAGAAGGUGAGCGCGAUGCUGGACCACAGCAAUCUCAUCCGCGAGGUGAACCGCCGCCUGCAGCUGCACCUGGGCGAGAUCCGCGGGCUCAAGGAUAUCAACCAGAAACUCCAGGAGGACAACCAGGAACUGAGGGACCUCUGCUGUUUCCUGGAUGAUGACCGGCAGAAAGGCAAGAGGGUGUCCCGGGAGUGGCAGAGACUGGGCCGCUACACGGCCGGGGUGAUGCACAAGGAAGUGGCCUUAUACCUGCAGAAGCUGAAGGAGCUGGAGGUGAAGCAGGAGGAGGUGGUGAAGGAGAACAUGGAGCUCAAGGAGCUGUGUGUGCUGCUGGAUGAGGAGAAGGGCACGGGCUGUGCGGGCAGCCGCUGCUCCAUCGACAGCCAGGCCAGCCUGUGCCAGCUUGCUGCCUCCACCGCGCCCUAUGUGCGGGAUGUGGGUGACGGCAGCAGCACCUCCAGCACCGGCAGCACGGACAGCCCCGACCACCACAAGCACCACGUGAGCAGUGGCAGCCCCGAGCACCUGCAGAAGCCCCGGAGCGAGGGCAGCCCCGAGCACUCCAAGCACAGGAGCGCCAGCCCUGAGCAUCUCCAGAAACCCAGGGCCUCUGGGACCCCAGAUCACUCAAAAGCACUCAAAGGACCCAGUCCAGAGCACCACAAACCCUUGUGCAAGGGCAGCCCUGAACAGCAAAGGCACCCGCACCCAGGGAGCAGCCCAGAAACACUGCCCAAGCACGUGCUCAGCGGGAGCCCUGAACACUUCCAGAAGCACCGGUCAGGGGGCAGCCCUGAACACGCCAGGCACAGUGGAGGCAGCCCAGAGCAUCUUCAGAAACAUGCCCUGGGUGGGAGCCUGGAGCAUCUCCCGAGAGCCAGGGGAACCAGCCCGGAGCACCUCAAACAGCAUUAUGGAGGUAGCCCUGAUCACAAACACGGAGGAGGCGGCAGCGGAGGCGGAGGCAGCGGCGGAGGCAGCAGGGAGGGUACCCUUAGACGGCAGGCGCAAGAGGACGCGUCACCCCAUCACCGGAAUGUCUACAGUGGCAUAAACGAAUCAACCUUGUCCUAUGUUAGGCAGCUGGAGGCAAGAGUAAGACAGCUGGAGGAAGAAAAUCGCAUGCUGCCCCAGGCCACCCAGCAUAGAAGGCAACCUCCAACUAGAAACAGCUCAAAUAUGGAGAAAGGCUGGGGGCCCAGAGCCCAGCGGGUGUUGCAGUGGUGGCAAGGGUGCCGAGGAAUAGGACGAUGCCUGCCCACUCUCCCGGGUUCUUUUAGGUUGUCAUCAGGGGCUGAUGGGAGUAACAGUUCACCCAACUCUCCAGCUAGCUUCAGUGGACAUACCACACCUUCUCAGCAGCCCGAACCUGUGGUACAUUCUCUUAAGGUUGUGUGGAAGAAACUUGGAGAUGCUGCAGGUUCAUGUCCUGGAAUUAGGCAACAUUUGUCAGGAAACCAGUACAAAGGACCAAUGUGA